ACGCUCGUCGACUCGAAAACCUGGCGGCGUCAGACCGGCUCCAGUCCGCUCACGCACCCGCAGCGAUAUCUUCACUUUCCACUCCCCCAGAUGAGAGUGCAGAGAAUCGAAAGACUUUUUUUACGGUUUUUUAGAGAGUAGUUAUUGAAAAUACAGACUUUAAGGUAGUUUUUGAAGAAAAUAAGAAGAAAAACUAACUUAGUUGAAGACGUAGAGGACGUUGAGAAGCGUCGUUUUUCGGCGCCGAAAUUUCAUGGACUUCUUGUUGAGCUACGGCGAUCUCUUCCCAACAAGACCCGGCAAGAACGAGAUGGCGCCGCGACGCCACCAGGUGACCGCCUUACUCCUAGAAGACGAGUCCUCCACGUCUCCGACCUCUGGUUUAACCCGGUGUUGCGUACCAACCGGCGAAUGUCUUCGCGCCCAACAACAACAACUCCAAAGCAACAACAACAACGACCCAAUGUUGAUCUCUUUGGACGAUCUCCGCGACACCGUCCGCGUGACCUGCAACAACGACGCCUGCAACGUCGGCCGUUACAUGCACCGCGAGUGCUUCGAACAAUGGGAGCAAUCGGUUUUGGCGUAUCUGAAGACUUGUGGUCGAGCUAGAUCUUGGUCUGAGAGGCAACGUCACCAGAACCUCUGGACCAAGAAAGGUUAUGAUUUGGCGUUUAAAGCUUGCGGUUGUAAAUGUGGUCGUGGGCAUCUCAAGAAAGACUUGGAUUGGACACCACCGCCGCCAACUGCCAACAUCUUCGGAAGAGUUGAAGAAAUCGAAACUGCUAAAAAGAAAAAACGUAGAAAUCGACAUUCGAGACCAACAUUGGCCAUCGGGGCUCAUCAUCCCGCUAACAUCGCAGCCCCCGUGGUGCCACCUGGUGAAGGUAGAGGUCGAGCUGGAAGUUUGUCUUCGAGCACCGGGAGCUCAUCUCCACCAGCAACCGGAAGCGAAUCGAGCGUCUCACCAGUACAUGCACAUAGCAAGAAGAAAAGCAAAUUUGAAUUCAAUGAUAGAGUUAGGAAUGUCGCAGGCGGUGCCAAUGGCAUCUUCACCAGGCGGCUCGACUUUUCAUCCUUCAACGCAUUGCCAAAGAACAAACUUAAUUCCUAUCAGAUUAAGACGGAAGACGAGGGCAAUCAUGGAAACGACGACACCCGAUGUUUCAUACUGUCCACGUUAGCUUCUCAGGGAAGGUCACGGGUCCAUUGUGUCCUCUGCGAAGAGCAACUGUUAGUUUUCGAUAGAUACCCACUAGUCGACGGCACGUUCUUCUUAAGUCCAAGGCAACACGCCAAAAGCUGCAUCGAAGUGAAAGUUGAAGCCCGAACACAAUUCCUUAGCGUGGUCUGCAUGGCUUGUUUGGAAGGAGCAACUGGAAGGGUGAUACGCUGCAGAUUUUGCAAUCAACAAUGGGAUGGAUCAUCAUUGGUUUUGGGUACGAUGUACUCUUACGAUAUUUUCGCUGCUAUGCCUUGUUGUACAGAAAGAAUCAAGUGCAACUCUUGUUAUAAACCAGUUCUUCAUCCAACACAACGUUUGAAUUUCUUCAGCGAUUAUAGUCACAUGGUGCCAUGUCCACAUUGUCGUACGAUGGACACGCACUUUGUGAAACCACUUAGCUAUUGUUACGCGCGUCUUCCGGUGCGAGCGCUUCAAAUGUGGCCAUAGCAUGAGGCCGCGCUUUUUAAGGCGCGGCCGCACCAGCAGCAGCAGCAUCAAACGCAGCAGCAGCAGCGCGAUCAUCAGGAGCUCUUCGAUUUGGAUUUGGGGCUUCUAUGGCGCGAAUUGGCCGGCCUGAAGUUAGACGAUCUUUGCCGAUUGCAACUCACCCGUUCUCGGUAAAAAAAUUUUAUUUAAACAAAAUUUAAAGUUAAAAUUUAAUUUUUUUGAUUUUUAUAACGAUUUUUUUAAACGAAAUUAGGAGAAGUUUAGUUAUCUUUGUUAUUAUAUUAUGUUUGUUGCGUUCCGAGUUGAAGCGAUGGUUUUCGACGGUUUUUUCUUUGGAAACAAACAUUUUUUGUGUAAGACUGAACUUUAAAAAUUAAAUUUCUAAUAAAAAAAACCAAUGAAAAGUGGAACGGA
This is a messenger RNA of Onthophagus taurus, 2086 nucleotides long. RefSeq names its product hdc homolog, cell cycle regulator (gene heca). NCBI's taxonomy places the organism in Eukaryota, Metazoa, Arthropoda, Insecta, Coleoptera, Scarabaeidae. The record is from RefSeq and is a predicted model, not a curated record.